AUGGACCAGCCACAUCUGUCUCUGGAUUCGAUGCACCGUGGCGAAGCGUCAACCACUACCAGCACUAAUGGUCACAAGCAGCAGCAGCAGCAGCUCCAACAGAAGCAUGCAUGCAGCAGCACCACCAACAACACAGCCAGAAUGUCGCCUCCUCUACUAUCUACAGACGCUAAUGUAGCAGAGAUUUUGAGCUGCAGUCUGUGCACGUACUCGGAUGUCUGCCUCAUCCCCCAAGCCGGGAUCAUUGUACGAACCUAUCGUACUCGCACGGGAGGACCGUUGAUGCAGGUGCUUGAUUGGGCGCUGCAGCAUUCUAUCGAUUUAGGGCCUCAUCGUCGUGAUGAUAGCGAGAUGAGUGAUCCUGAUGCUGAUGAUGGGAGCGAUGGGGAGACGGAGACGGAGCCUGUGAUGGAGGAGGAAGAAGAGGGUCAUCAGGAUCUAAUCUCGGGGAUGGAUGUUAAUGACGAAGGCACGUUGCUUGUUUCAUGCUCGAUUGAUGGCACUAUACGGGUGUGGGAUGUGUUGGUGGCAGAAUUUGGCGAUGCAUAUCAACGAGAUUCGAAAGGGAAGGGGAAGAAGGGUAAUGCGGCGAAGGAAGGACAGGAGUUCUUGGAGAAGAUGGAUAAGUUUGGGUGUCCUGUCCGCGCACGGAGGUUGCUUACUGGUCAUGUUGGCUGGGUUAAUGUGGUCAGCGGCGGAUCAGACCACACGGUCCGGAUCUGGGACGCCCUCUCCGGCACACUCCUCCAUCUCAUUUCUGACCUCUUCACAACCCGCGAUCUCGACCUCGGAGUCUUUUCCGUCGCCAUCCGCAAGCCCCCUUGCUCCACCCCCACUACCAAUGAAUCGGGUAUCAUCGCUGUCGGAACCGUGAUCGAAGGGUACCAGCUCUUUUCUCUGUCCACAGGGGACCUAAUCAUGGAACUGGACGAGCCAUUGACGUCGCGACAGCAUACCGAGUUCGAGACUGAGACGUACCAGCAGUAUGCGGCCAAGGUUGCGAUUACUGAGACGGUGAUCGUGACGAAUUCGAAAUUGAGGGGGAUGUUUCGCAUUGCUUCGAAACCGAGACGAGUUCAGGGAGAUGAAGAGGACGAGGAUGAAGAAGAGGAGGAGGUGGAGACAAUUCAUACAUUCAAGGUCAACAAGUCGGGGUCGAUGCUGAUGUGCACCCUUUGCGAUGGAAGGGUUGCGUUGUUUGAGUUUGGGAGGAGUCGGAAGAGCGCGACGGAGAAGGAGGUGGUGGUGUCCAUGUUGGACUGUUUUGAUUCACGGCUGAGGUCUGCUUCAGGUUUUGGUGGAGUGACAGUUGUUGGCGAAGACGGUGAUGAUGUUCAGCAGCAUAUUGGGCAUGACCAGGAGCAAGAACAUCCACCAGCAUCCUCAGCGACUGGUGUAGCUACAGUAGAAUCAAUAGUGCAAGACGAACAAGAAGGAGGCGAAGGGGAGGAUGCUUGCAGUGGUGGUGGAGCGUUGGCUUGGAUCUGGUCCCGCGACCGACGUGGUGACCAGCGCGUUGUUCUUGUUUAG
Linnemannia hyalina is the source of this 1530-nucleotide messenger RNA. The record is from the annotation of a GenBank genome assembly. NCBI's taxonomy places the organism in Eukaryota, Fungi, Mortierellomycota, Mortierellomycetes, Mortierellales, Mortierellaceae.